GUGUGUCAGUGUCAAUAGCGCGUCAUAUGACGUUUUCAAAAUGCCUAGAAAGUAUUAUGCUAGACUAUGCACUCUUCAGAAGUGGGAAAAUUAUUCAGGUUAUGGAUUUAGCCUACAGGCGACGAAGGGCAAGGUCGGACACUAUAUAAGUGAGGUCGAUCAACAAUCUCCUGCAUUUGCGGCUGGUCUUAGAGAUGGUGAUUACGUAGUAGAAGUAAAUGGCGUUAAUAUUGUACCUAACCAACAUCAAGAGGUAGUACAAUGUAUUUUGAAAAAUCCAUCAAAAGUCUCCCUUCUUGUACUCGAUCCAGAAUCAAAAGCUUAUUUCGAAAAUAAUUCAAUUAAUGUCAGUAAAUUUAUGGUAGAUAUUGAGAAAGUCUAUUGUCCAGCAGUUAAUCCAUUUACAUCUGGUCAAAAGGUGAAUGGACAUAAUGAGCUGGGUCACAAUAGCAUAUAGACAAAGUUGAGACAAACAACAUUUUAAACAAAUGUUCUUUUGCUCUGAUAACUCAAUUUUAACAAACAAAACUUAUUACAUGGAUAUUAUCAAUAAUCGAAAACUUGUAGUGUGGCGUCGAGUCGCGGUUCACUAUGAUCACCACUACAAGAAGGUUGCGUACCAGAUAUCAGAAGGCGAUUGGAGGUUAUAGCGAGAUAUAUUUGUUGGCGAUCUCGUGGUAUCGAAAGAAUACCGAGCUCGUGCCAGGUUACAAGUGUGGUUACCGAGAGUAACCGAAUUCGUGCAAGGUCACAAUCAACGGAAGGAAGAAUAUCUUUAGUACAGUCAAACAAACAAGUACAGUAAAACAAUCACUGGUACAAUUGGUUAUAAUAAUAAUUGUUCCCAUUAAACCAAUCGCGUUCCCUUGAUAAAAAUUUCAGAUGACAGUUUUUUAUCAAGUGAAUCAGAAAAAAAUAAAGUUGGAACCAGUGACGAGAUGACCAUUCAAUCAUCCAGUUAUCCAUCAUCUAUGGUUUCAUUAUCACAACAUAAUAAUUCACUGACAAGUAUUCGUAAUAGUUCACCAGCAUAUAGUUAUAAGUCAAGAAAUGAUAAGAUAAAUGGUGCUUUAUCCGUUCAAGAUACUCCCAUCUCUAUCGAAUCUAAGAAGUCUGUUCAACGGAACAAUCAUCAAUCAAUUAUAAGUGAUAUUGAUUCGGAUAUAAUUAGUAAUAGAUCAACAGUAAAUGGAGGACGUCGACGAAAUCAACGAAAAGAUUUUCUAAGUUUUAAUGCACGUGCAAAAAUAGUGAAUGAAUUGUAAUAAACUGAAAUUGUUUUCAAAGUUUUAAAUCAUAGAAACAGAUAUUGUUUAUUCGACUAAAUCAAAUUAUCAAUGUGUGUCACUAUAAGCUGCUGAUCGAACUAAAUAUUUGUGAAAAGUUUACAAGAGAAUUUUUUUAAUAAUUUGUAUUACCACCCCAUUAUUUGUUAUUUUUCUCAUCGUUAUUUUCUUCUAUCAUUAUUUUAGUCACAUUAUUAAUGAUUUCAUUAUUUUGUAUAAUAAAAAUCUUUAAUUAUGAA
Schistosoma haematobium is the source of this 1525-nucleotide messenger RNA. RefSeq lists its product as uncharacterized. Gene Ontology annotation, cellular component: apical plasma membrane. The record is from RefSeq and is a predicted model, not a curated record. Lineage: Eukaryota; Metazoa; Platyhelminthes; Trematoda; Strigeidida; Schistosomatidae. Bases 41 to 457 code for a protein of 138 amino acids. Gene Ontology annotation, molecular function: protein binding; protein-membrane adaptor activity. Gene Ontology annotation, biological process: protein localization to plasma membrane. The transcript is spliced from 5 exons.